UAUAUUAACGCGCAAGCGGAAGGUAGGCGGCCGGUCGACGACCCGCCCCAGACAAUACCAAGAGAGGAAGGUAGCCGGCUGGGGCCGCUCAGAAGGAGAGAGCAGUCAGGAAGGAAGGAUCAGAGACGACGCUAAUGGAGAGGAGCUUGGUCUGCGCCCGUUUCUUCUUCUCCUUCCCCUGGGCUUCCUCGCUCCGGCUCGGCUACAUCCUGCUCUUGCUCCUCUCAGCCAAUGGUUUUGUAUCGUCGGCGACGGCGCCACUCAAGUUCGGCAUCAACUACGGGCAGAUCGCAAACAACCUACCGCCCCCGACGCAGGUCUCCGGCAUCCUCCAAUCGCUCAACGUCAAGAGGGUCAAGCUCUAUGACGCCGAUCCGUCCGUCCUUAAGGCCUUCGCCGGCACGGGUGUCGAGUUCACCGUCAGCGGCGGGGACCUCGUCCACAUGUCCGACGCCAGCAAUGCCCGCGCCUGGGUAACGCAGAACGUGCAGCCCUUCCUCCCGGCCACCCGCAUCACCAGCAUCAUCGUCGGCAACGAGGUGCUCUCCGGCGAUGACACGGCCGCCAUGCAGAGCCUCCUCCCCGCCAUGCAGGCAGUCCACCAGGCGCUGGUGGACCUCGGCCUCGACGGCGAGGUGAACGUGUCGACGUCCCAGUCUGUCAACGUGCUCGCCAGCAGCUACCCGCCGUCGUCCGGCGUGUUCCGGGAGGACCUCGCGCAGUACAUGGAGCCGCUGCUCGACUUCCACGCCCAGGUGGGAUCGCCGUUCCUGAUCAACGCGUACCCGUUCUUCGCCUACAAGGCGAGCCCGUCGACCGUGUCGCUGCCGUACGUGCUGUUCGAGCCCAACCCCGGCGUGCGCGACCCUGGCACGAACCUCACCUACGACAACAUGCUCUAUGCCCAGAUCGACGCCGUGUACGCGGCCAUGGAGGCCAUGGGGCACACCGACGUCGGCGUGAGGAUCUCCGAGACCGGGUGGCCGUCCAGCGGGGACGCCGACGAGGUGGGUGCCACCGUGCAGAACGCCGCCGCGUACAACCGGAACCUGAUGAAGAGGGUCGCGGCGGGGCAGGGAACGCCGCGAAGGCCAGACGUCCCCGUCGACGUGCUCGUCUUCGCGCUCUUCAACGAGAACAUGAAGCCCGGCCAGGCGUCCGAGAGGAACUACGGUCUGUUCUACCCCAACGGCACUUCGGUGUACGAUCUCGGGCUCGAUGACGGUGGGUCGCCCGGCACGUCGCCGACGACGUCGGGGUUUUACUCUUCUUCCAAACCGAUGAUAUCGUUCCCGGUGGGGGUGGUUGUCCUACUUGCAGCAUUUUUCUUGUAAUAAUCACCGUCCACAAGUUUAUAAUAUAUUGCACGAACGCUCACCCACGAUUGAGAUUGUUUACUAACUGAUAGCUCAUUUUGUGCCUACAUAGGCACAUGAGAUCAGCCUAUACAUUAUUCUGACACUGACAUUGGAGCUAGUUAUCUUGAUUUCUACAAUAUUACUAAUUAAUUCAGCUGUUCUUGAUA
This is a messenger RNA of Lolium rigidum, 1525 nucleotides long. Its product is annotated as glucan endo-1,3-beta-glucosidase 14-like. Gene Ontology annotation, molecular function: hydrolase activity, hydrolyzing O-glycosyl compounds. The record is from RefSeq and is a predicted model, not a curated record. Gene Ontology annotation, biological process: carbohydrate metabolic process. The transcript is spliced from 3 exons. Lineage: Eukaryota; Viridiplantae; Streptophyta; Magnoliopsida; Poales; Poaceae. The coding region runs from base 135 to 1334 and encodes 399 amino acids. Gene Ontology annotation, cellular component: plasma membrane.